UCCGCCUGCAGGGGUUGAUAUACCCUCUAUGACUACUUCUGCCACUGUCUCAGAGCCUGUCGGACCUCAACCUGAGGGGACGUCCGUUGGCGUUGAAUCUCGAUCUUCCCUAUACGAGCGCGUCCGCGCCCUUCUGGUCGAUACUCAUCCUGACAGAGAGGCUUUUCGUACGGACCUCAGCUUCUUCACUGCCUUUUAUAACGGCCUGAUCGAGAAACUUCUUCAUAGAGGAGGCGGCUUCGAUCAGUUCAGGCGUUCCUUUUCUCGCCACAUGAUGAUGAUGAGGGAAGAAGGAUACCCGGAGUUGGCCGAUUCCUUUACUGCUGAUUUCGCCGCCCUGGAGUCGGAGAUACGAGAGUUGAAGGAGUUGGAGGUUACCGGGGCUUCUUCUUUCGUGUCCUCUCAGUUGGAGCUUAGGAUGGCACAGUGACGUGACCUGAAAUCUUCCAUCGGGUGCGCGCUUCAGUCACACGAGAGCUCCAUUGCGCAACUAAUGGCUAACGUGGCGAGGAAAGAUACAGAGAGAGCUGAGCUACUCCGCUCUUUGGACUCGAAUCGCGAGGAAACGAUUAGGUUGAAAGAGGCCUUGAAGUGCAUUGAGGAAUCCACUGCUCUUAUUGUAGGUGACCUGGCUGGACUAGAGCGUUCUCGUGAACAGGUACUCAAGGAGCUCGGAUCCACCCAGGAGAGACUG
Messenger RNA from Asparagus officinalis (garden asparagus), 694 nucleotides. RefSeq lists its product as uncharacterized. The transcript has 2 exons. NCBI's taxonomy places the organism in Eukaryota, Viridiplantae, Streptophyta, Magnoliopsida, Asparagales, Asparagaceae. Bases 29 to 430 code for a protein of 133 amino acids. The record is from RefSeq and is a predicted model, not a curated record.